AUGGAUAUGGAUGACCCAUUAGGUGCCCACGAGCUUGGGCCUUUUAGAACUCCUAUGCUUACCAUGAUGGUGGUGAAUAUCCGGACGGCUUUAGGUGAUCAGAUAGACUGUGGUCAGGUGGCUACUGGAGCGCUUUUCCAGCUUGAUGUUGCCAGAGCGAUAGCAGCCCAGUUUGUGAUUGCUGUUCAAUAUAUUCAUUCACAAAAACUCGUCCAUGGAGACCUCCAUCGCGGAAACAUUCUCCUCCGACUGUCCCGUGAAUUCGAUGACUUAUCCACUGAAGAAUUGUACGAGCAGUAUGGGGAGCCGAUACGCGAGCCAGUCAAUCGAUCUAAUGGCCAAAAGCUCCCGGCAGGUAUCCCGCAAUAUGGUAUAUUUCCUGUCUGGCUGGGGAAGCAAGUUGAAAACAUCGCACUUCCAGAAGCCAGGAUCAUCCUUUCGGACUUUGGUGAGGCAUUCUGUCCGGCGCAAGAAAAGAAAUUUGAGUCCCGUACGCCUCUCCUGAUCCGUCCUCCAGACGCCUGGUUUGAGCCAACUAAGCCUCCGGACUUUUCAUCCGAUAUCUGGACACUUGCCCGCACCAUCUUUGAUAUCGUUGCCCAAAGGCCAGCAAAUUGA
This is a messenger RNA of Aspergillus novofumigatus IBT 16806, 618 nucleotides long. RefSeq lists its product as uncharacterized. The coding region runs from base 1 to 618 and encodes 205 amino acids. Gene Ontology annotation, molecular function: protein kinase activity; ATP binding. The transcript is spliced from 3 exons. The record is from RefSeq and is a predicted model, not a curated record. Gene Ontology annotation, biological process: protein phosphorylation. NCBI's taxonomy places the organism in Eukaryota, Fungi, Ascomycota, Eurotiomycetes, Eurotiales, Aspergillaceae.